AAUACUUCUUUUUCAAACACAGCACCGCCAUUUACAGAAUGCUAGACAUCUCGUUUUGUUCUUGUGUAUUUCUAUUACAACAAACUUGACAACGGAGAGAAAGAAAAACAAAAGGAACUUUUGUUUUCCAGGCCCUUUUUUGGGGCAUGUUUGUGCUGAAGAACGCUGAUCAGUGGAACUAUCUUGCAGCGAUUUUCAGCCGCAGUCUUUAUACUGUAUGCGGUUUAUUGUUGUUGUAUUAUUUGUACAAACUUCAUGUUGAUACACAAAGCUACGAGAAGUGGACUGACUCUGUUUAGCUUAUUUACGGAGGAGUGUAAAGCCGGACUCGAAGCAACGACCUCAGCUGCAUUCUACUCUGAGACUUUGUUGGACAAGUAUGAAAUAAAGAAGGCAGUAUACCACUGGAACAAAGACGUCUGUGAAGAACAUCUUCUUCCCGAGCAGCAGGAGUGGACUUCCAGGAUGGAGCAGGAGCAACCCCAGCCCUCCCAUAUUGAAAUGGAAGAGGCGGCGCCACAUCCUCACAACAUUAAAGAGGAAGAGGAGGAACACAGCAUCAGUCAGAAUGGAGAUCAUCUUGAAGGACUAGAGGAGGUUGAUGUCCCCAAGAUUCCAUUGAAUGUUGUCAUUGUGAAGAUUGAAGAAGAUGAGGUCCAAAGUGAAAGUGAGGAGAAGAGAGAGGCGGAGCCUCCAAGCAGCAGCUCAACUCAACACAUGACAACAGAAGCUGAUGGAGACCACUGUGGAGGAUCACAAGCAGACAAGCUCUUAGCUCCACUAUCAGAUAGUGAUGACAUGACGUCACACUCUGCUGACACUGACGAUGAAGACCCUGAAGCUGAUACGACAUGUCACGCUGACAACACACACUUUGAAUGUUCUCACUGUGUCAAAACUUUUAACCGCCGUCGUAAUCUGAAAACACACAUGAGAACACACACUGGCGAGAAACCUUUUUCCUGUCCAUUCUGUGGUAAAGGUUUUACACAAAAAAGUGAUAUGAAAACACACAUGAGAGUACACACUGGUGAAAAACCUUUUUCUUGUCCAAGCUGCGGUAAAUGUUAUACACACAAUUGGGAGUUGAAAAGACACAUGACAACACACACUGAAAAAAAACCCAUUCUCUGUUCAAUCUGUGGUAAAGGCUUUCAACGAAAUAUGAAUUUUAAAAUACACAUGAGAAUACACACUGGUGAAAAACCUUUUUCUUGUUCAAGCUGUUGCAAAUGUUUUAUACAAAAAUGGGAGUUGAGAAGACACAUGAGAACACACACUGGUGAAAAACCCUUUUCUUGUUCAAGCUGUGGUAAAGGUUUUACAAAAAAUUGGGAGCUGAAAAGACACAUGAUAACACACACCGAUGAAAAACCCUUUGUCUGUUCAAUCUGUGCCAAAAGUUUUAUGCGAGAUCAGCACUUGAAAAGACACAUGAGAGAACACACCGGUGAAAAACCCUUUUCCUGUUCAAUCUGCGCUCGAGGUUUUGUACGAAAAGAUGCGUUGAAAACACACAUGGGAACACACACUGGUGAUGAAGUGUGAUGAAAGAUUCUAUUAAAAGUACACACAAGUGAGAAUAUCAACAGCAAUUGAAGCUGCAGGAUUUUAAAUAAACUCAACUUUAACAUAGACCUAAGAACAUCACUACAUAUAAAAGUGUGACCUCAUUGUGUGUGUAACAGAAUCUUGUUAAUGUUUCUACCGUUUAAAGAUCACAUGUGUUCACAUUAGUGUUCUAAGUAUGUGCAUAAGUUUACAAAAUAGUGUACAUUUAUUUAAAAUGAACACAUUCUUUGGGUCCUCGGCUUAUUUUUACUACCCUUAUAUUUACUUUAUUGGUUUUAAAAUUCAACGGAACAAACCAAUUUUUUUUAUAUGAUAUACACUUAUUUUCUUUUUGAGUACACAUAAAUAUUUUAGUUCAUAUUUGGUUUCCAUCUGAAACAUCUUCUGGACCACUUGUGGAAGCUUUUUAUUAUUUACUUUAUAUAUAAUUUGAGCAGUUGUGUAUUCUACAAGAUUAUUUACUUUUAACAUGUUCUCACCCCAUGUUUGACCUUUUUCCCACCUUUGCAGCGACCCAUCAAUGUAUCUAUUCUCUCUACUCUGUAUGAUGCAUGUCUGAUUUUGUACUGAAAAUGUAAUUUCAUUGUAAGUUUUAAGUACAAUGACAAUUAAUUACCAUUCCAUGUGUGACUUUACGAAGCUUUUGUUAAGUCUUGAUAAUUCAGAGUAAUCCUUAUUACUCUCUUUUGUAAUAUGAAUAUUGGGUUUGUGAUUGUUUAAUUGCCAGACUUUUAUGCAAUAAGCUUCAACUAAAGUUAGGUACAUUGCAUGUGGUAAAUAUUUGUUGAGUAUGAUGUUUCAUAUUCAUACAAUGUGAAGCUGAGCUAUCUUGAUGUAGGAAAGAUUAAAGCGCAUGUACAACCAGGAGCAGCAGCGUUAAGAGGUGUCAUUUCAAAUAUACUUUCAGAAAUGUCAAUGGAAGAAGUGGAAACAAAAGA
Nerophis lumbriciformis (worm pipefish) is the source of this 2510-nucleotide messenger RNA. NCBI's taxonomy places the organism in Eukaryota, Metazoa, Chordata, Actinopteri, Syngnathiformes, Syngnathidae. The record is from RefSeq and is a predicted model, not a curated record.